Messenger RNA from Argiope bruennichi, 1640 nucleotides. RefSeq names its product S-adenosylmethionine synthase-like. NCBI's taxonomy places the organism in Eukaryota, Metazoa, Arthropoda, Arachnida, Araneae, Araneidae. Gene Ontology annotation, cellular component: cytosol. Gene Ontology annotation, biological process: S-adenosylmethionine biosynthetic process. The coding region runs from base 180 to 1382 and encodes 400 amino acids. The transcript is spliced from 9 exons. The record is from RefSeq and is a predicted model, not a curated record. Gene Ontology annotation, molecular function: ATP binding; methionine adenosyltransferase activity.
AUCAUUCGUCGGUCCCUCUGAUAAGGUCGCAACUGUUUACCAGCCCCUGACGCAAACGUUCGAUAAGAUAAGGCAGAAAAACGCCUCAUCACGAACGGACUCUUAAAAACUCUUUUUCGCUUCAGCUUCCGAGGUGUUAUAUAGCCAUAUUUUCCCUCUCUGACCAAACAGAGAUCAAUAUGGUGCGAAACGCUCAAGACAUUUGGGAAGAUGGGUCCAGGGAGCAACACGGGGGGGCCGAGCCAUUCCUCUUCAGUUCAGAAUCUGUGGGGGAAGGACACCCUGACAAACUCUGUGAUCAAAUCAGUGAUGCCGUCCUAGAUGCUCAUUUGAAGCAAGAUCCACAUUCUAAAGUAGCCUGCGAGACAGUUACGAAGAACGGGAAAAUCCUUGUUUGCGGAGAAAUCACCUCAUCUGCCAAGGUAGAUUACGACUCUGUUGUCCGAAAUGUUCUGAAACAUGUGGGUUAUGAUGAUAUAACUAAAGGUAUUGACUGUAAAAGCUGUGAAAUUGAGCUGGCCAUUGACGAACAGAACCCUGAAAUAGCCAAUGGUGUUCACAAAGACAAACAUGAAGAAGAAAUUGGAGCUGGAGAUCAGGGCCUUAUGUUUGGCUAUGCAAGUGACGAAACAGAAGAAUGCAUGCCUCUUACAAUAAUGCUGGCUCAUAAACUGAAUUCCAAACUAGCAGAACUCCGAAGGAAUGGAACAUUUCCCUGGGCUGGUCCCGAUACCAAAUCGCAGGUAACCUGUGAAUAUGUGUUCGAACACGGAGCUACUGUUCCCCUCAGGGUCCACACAGUCGUAAUAUCCACACAGCACACCGAUGACAUCACUCUGGACCUCUUAAGGGAGGAAGUCAUGAACCGAGUGAUCCUGGAGGUCAUACCCAAGCAGUAUCUCGAUGACCAAACUAUUUAUUAUAUCAACCCCUGUGGACGCUUCGUUACAGGAGGACCUAUGGCCGACGCUGGGCUCACAGGCCGCAAAAUCAUCGUUGACACCUAUGGAGGUUGGGGUGCCCACGGAGGUGGAGCCUUUUCCGGUAAAGAUCCCACCAAAGUGGACCGAUCGGCAGCCUACGCAGCCAGGUGGGUGGCCAAAUCUCUGGUGGCUGCUGGUCUGUGCAGAAGAUGCCUUGUCCAGUUAUCAUACGCAAUAGGCAUUGCUGAACCUCUGUCCAUUUCAAUCUUUUCUUACGGAACGUCAGAUAAAACCACCAAAGAACUACUACAAAUCGUCAAGGACAAUUUUGAUCUAAGGCCAGGAAAAAUCAUAAAAGAGCUAAAAUUGCAAACUCCCUUCUACCAGAAAACCUGUGUCUAUGGUCAUUUUGGAAGACAAGAAUUCCCCUGGGAAGUCCCCAAGACUUUGAUUCUAUAGCAGUGCUUAAAGAAAUUUCAUUAAUUGUUUUUAUCAGUCCUUAAUUUUUAUAUUGUUUUGUCUUUUAUGAAUGUAAUAAAAUCUGCGUAUAAAGCUGCAGUUAUAUAGUCUAGUUAUUUAAGAACACUUUGAGCAUUUAAAUUGACCUCCUGGAAGACUCGGCCAAAUUUAUCUUUGUUAAAGAUUUGUGACAUGUUGUGCUUGUAUAUUUGUUUACUGUGAAGUCAGAAAUAAAAUAUGCACUUUUAUUUUUGUUAA